AAGAUAGGAAGGGGGAAAUCUGAUAAAAUUAUCAACGUAUUUGCUCCUUUAUCUUCAUUCAUGUUUCCCCCAAACCAAAAUUUGAGGUUUUGAAUUUGUUUAAUUUUCAUCUCCCCUAUUUUUGUAUUUUUUUUCUUCAUCAAAUUUUUGGAAUUGAAUUUCAAUAGCAAGAAUCUACUGCUCCCAUAGAAACAAACGCGGGACGAAAUUUCUAUGUAAUUGCAGUGACAGACUCGCAAAAAUCCCACAAUGCAAUAAACGACGGUGCGAAAAAGACACGCCGUGCGCCGUGGCGUGGGGCCGCCCACCUCACGAGUCGCGUCACCCUUUACCUUCCGUUCCUUUACCAAGAAAUGAAAUCCUCGUCUUUACACAUCCUUGAUUACACAGCUCAUCCAUUUUUCCCGACACAUUUUCUUAAAAAAUUGAAUCUUUCCCGGCCUGUAGCCGUGGAGGAUCUCUUGGAUUUUGUUCAAGAAUGGAGAGCCCUAAAGCAGAUAAGCUGGAUAAUAAUGCGGGCACAGAACAUAAAGCAACGGAAGCACCUUCAACAGUAACAUCACAGGCUGAUUCUGAUGACAUGGAAGCCAGGAAUAUGGUUGUAAAUCCAGGGUCAAGUAAACGGAGUUCAGAUCUAACCCUUCAAAUACCUCCAAGACCUGCGGGUUUGUCAGGCAGCCGCAGUGGCAAGUAUUCGCUCCAUUCUCCAGGUGUCGUAAGUGGAAGUUCUCCUACAGGAGGUUUUCUUCGGGCGUUCAGCUUUAAGAAGAGGUCAACUGGAUCAGAUAGUAUAAGAAGCUCUCUUCUCAGUUCAGAUCCAAAGGUGACUCCUGAAAGCCCUGAGUUUUCAAAUCGUGCAACAACCUUGAACUGGAAAAGAUGUACUUCUCUUCCGGUGACACCUGCCUCGAACUUGUCUCCCCACAUUAUUGUCCCUGCAUCAGCCAGUGAAGGGAAAAGGCCACAUACGGGUGAAUCUCAAGCUACUGUUUCAAGGUCGCUCUCUGUACCUGGGAGGAACGUCUUUAUUGUAAGAUCUCAAUCUUUUGCCGCCCGUGAAAAUCAUGCUCCAGAAACUGAUGGCGAUCAAAUAACUCCUGGUCCUGUCCAUGAGGAUCAAGAGAUUCCUGAAGAGGAAGCUGUGUGCAGGAUCUGUCUUGAUACAUGUGAAGAAAGAAAUACAUUCAAGAUGGAAUGCCUUUGUAAAGGAGCCCUCAAACUGGUGCAUGAAGAUUGUGCAAUUAAAUGGUUUAGCUUGAAAGGCAACAGAGAAUGUGAAGUCUGUGGUAAAGAAGUUUCAAAUUUACCUGUUACAUUGCUUCGAGUGGCAAAUGCUGCUUCGAGAGAGAACCGAGAAACAAACCAACAGAAUACAAUGAGUGCCUGGCAAGAUUUUGUGGUGCUCGUCUUGAUUAGCACAAUAUGCUAUUUCUUCUUCCUUGAACAGCUACUGAUCCAAGAGAUGAAAAAUCAAGCACUUAUACUUGCUGCACCAUUCUCUUUCACAUUGGCCCUUACGGCAUCAAUUUUUGCGGUUGUCCUAGCAAUUAAAGAGUAUAUAUGGACCUUUGCAGCUCUGGAGUUCGCUCUCGUGGCAUUGACUCUCCAUUUUUUCUAUACUCUGCUUCACUUGCCUCCAAUCUAUGCAAUCUUGAUCUCAUCGUUCUUGGGACUUGGAAUUGCUGUACUCCUUAACUCUUUGUAUAUGAAAGUAUUUUCCUGGCGUGUACAUGUUCCUCAAUCGUCUAACCCUGCAUGAUUGCGAUUGCUGAGACAAGAAAUCGGCUGAAUAUAUUGGUUCUUGGUAGUGUAAACACACUUGGCUCGUCCGCAAAGAGUACAGGAACUUGGCACAUAUUAGAUGCCCCUACCCUGCUGCAAAGUUUGUCUAUUCAGCGGCUACUCCAGACAGUUCAAGUGCAUUCAAAGGGACGGCAUAUUUGUUUCUGAAGCCCCCAGCUAGUUGACAUUAGUAAAUACCACCCACCCUAUUGGCAUCCAUGCUGCAUCUAGGGGCUUUUAAGGUAGUAGAAAUUUGUAUAAAUUAGUGUGGCAAAUAGACAUUUUUCUUGUUCCAUUUUGGAGUUGUAUCCCUUCUGUCCCCCGUUAAUGUUUUCUUAAAGUGAGUAUAAUAUACUUCAGUUUGCUUAAUAA
Messenger RNA from Sesamum indicum (sesame), 2154 nucleotides. RefSeq lists its product as uncharacterized. Lineage: Eukaryota; Viridiplantae; Streptophyta; Magnoliopsida; Lamiales; Pedaliaceae. The record is from RefSeq and is a predicted model, not a curated record. Gene Ontology annotation, molecular function: zinc ion binding.